GCAGCGGGCGAUGCCCCGGGGCUGGGCGCGGGGAGGCAGGUGCCGGGAAGAUGCCGGUGAAGAACAGGUACAACCUGGUGGACGAUGGCUGCGACUCGCGGGUCCCCCUGCACAACGAAGACGCCUUCCAGCACGGGAUCCACUUCCAGGCCAAGUACAUCGGUAGUCUGGAUGUGCCGAGACCCAACAGCCGUGUGGAGAUCGUAGCAGCCAUGAGACGGAUUCGGUAUGAAUUCAAAGCAAAGAACAUCAAGAAGAAGAAAGUGAGCAUCAUCGUUUCUGUGGACGGGGUGAAGGUGAUUCUGCGCAAGAAGCAGAAGAGAAAAGAAUGGACCUGGGACGAGAGUAAGAUGUUAGUGAUGCACGAUCCUGUCUACAGGAUCUUCUACGUGUCGCACGACUCGCAGGACCUCAAGAUUUUCAGUUACAUUGCAAGGGAUGGCGCCAACAACUCGUUCAGAUGCAACGUUUUCAAAUCCAAAAAGAAGAGCCAGGCCAUGCGGGUGGUGCGGACAGUGGGCCAGGCCUUCGAGGUGUGUCACAAGCUGAGCCUGCAGCACGCACUGCAGAACGCGGACGGCCAGGCGGACGGCGCCAGCGACAAGUCUGUGGAAGAGCAGCCUCUAGAAGUUCACCAGCAGGGAGGAGCCAAGAUAGUGGAUGUUGAUGAGGCUGACGUGGACUCCGAUGGCAUCGGCCUGUCUGACAGGGGGACUGAAGAGUUGCCGUCCCCCAUGGGGGAGCUGGGCAUUCUGAAAUCCGGACAGAUCUUAACAGACAAGAGCUGUCAGGAUGCUGAAAACUGCUCCAUCUACCCCUCCGUGUCCCAGCAACUGCUGAGUGCAAGCAGCCCCUCCUCCUCUGCCUCGGCAACCCCGCUGGCCUCCCAGCACUGCCUGCAGCUCCUCCAGCACCAGCUACUGCAGCAGCAGCAACAGACACAGGUGGCCGUGGCACAGGUGCAGCUGCUGAAAGACCAGCUGGCUGCCGAAACAGCCGCCCGCAUCGAGGCUCAGGCCCGGGUGCGCCAGCUGCUGCUGACCAACCGCGACCUGCUGCAGCACGUCUCUCUGCUGGUGAAGCAGCUGAAGGAGCUGGAGAUCAAGGUGCAACACAGGCAGCCAGUUGACAGAUCCUUGCAGAACCUGUCCCUGGCUCAGUCCCUGUCUCUGAACCUGAAGAACCAUUACAGCCUGGAAAUCAACCUGCCCUCCACCUCCACCCCAGCCAGUGUCCUGGGCAGCCCACUGGCCCCUGGCUCGCUGGCUCUGCUGAGCACCAGCGCCUCCUACCUCAACCUCCUGAGUCUGGAGAAAGGUGGCAGGGGCCCUGUCGCCACGGACGGGGACGAGCGCCUGGUGGUGCUGGUGGGGCAGGAUGGUCUGUACCGGCGGGUGGAGGGCUCCGAGGUCAGCGACCAGGCUCUGCUCAAUGGCGGCGGCAGGCAGAAGGCAGGCGACCCGAGCAGCAGAGCAGAGGACGAGAGGUUGCAGCAGCCCAUCCCCAAGCUCAACCCCCCUCCGCCCAUCCUGCGGAAGAGGUCGAGCAAGACGUCCCCGAGCUUGGAGGUGGAACCGAAGCCUGAGAACGCUGCUCCCACGACGCUGCCCAGCCCCAACGCGUCCAGUCUCACCAACGUCACCACCCGCUCGCUCGCCAGCUUGGAGUUCGAGUCGGACGCCAGGACUCCUGCCCCAGGCACAGAGCUCUUCCCCAACCAGGGGGCCCGGCCGGCAUGGGGCGAGAACAGCCAUGCGACCCCCAUGUCUGGCACCUACCGUCCUUCGGAAGGGGCCCCUGCACCUGGCGAGAUGGCUAGCAAGGACCCAGCGAGACACCCGGCAGGCACAGCCUGCACCAUGGACAGCACCUUGCCGUUCUCCUCCGCGGGCACCGAAACCUGCUUGCACAUCAGCUUCUCAGAGGAUGAGCUGCUGGAGAACGAGGUGGAUGAGGCCAGGGGACUCAGCAGGGUCCCUGCUUAGCCCCCAGUUAACUGGCAAGCUGUGCCGGUGCCAUCAUUACCCGGUGUUAGAAUUUAAAUUGGCACAGACUUCGGGGUAACUAGAGUUCUUAGUACUUAGCCCAGGGAGCAGGUUGCUUCCCCUGGCUUCUCUGCAACACGUAGCAGCCAGGCUGGUUUCGUAACGCCCUCCCCAACAGGCUGCUGGGUGCUACAGGACGAGGCCAGGUUCGUCCGAGCCCCCCAAACCGUCACAGGCUGUGGGGUGCAGACCCCACUGUGCAACAGACAUUGGCUUGGAGAGCAGAUGGUAGAGUGCUGCUACAACUGUCCUCCAAACCCCCAGGUGGCCGAGGGCCUCUCCUCGUCCUGCUCCGUGCACAGUCCAGUGACACACGCAGCAGGGUGCCUCUCGGAAACGCUGCCCCGUUGCUCUGGGAGGGUGGUGCUCAUUCACUGCCAUGACUCACUGCCCCAGUCAUGGUCGGCUGCAGUGUCUGCCAGACAGUGCCAUCCUCCGCCCAGUGAGUGCCACACCCCACCCUGCCAUUCCCACGGCUCUCCGGCUGGGCUGCUGCACUGCUGAACGUGCCUGAAUGGCUGUGUGGCCAGAGCAGGUGACUCGUGUUUACCCCAGCCAGAGGAGGCAAGUCCGUUCCAGUCCGUGUUUGCUCCUUUGCUGCUGGGGCCCAGGUCUAGCCUCCCCCCCCCUUCCCCAGCACUGGGGCCUGACUUGUGACAAGCGUUCCCCGAUGCUGUGCAGUGCGAGUCUCUUGGCUAGGGGUAUUAGAUCCUGCCUAGCGAGCCCCAAACAGAACAGGGGCCCAAGUGCAAAUCCUCAGAUGCUCCACUCCUGACCCCUUGGGAAUGGAAUCAGCUUUGAUAUGUAUUAGCUGCUGGAACAGGAAACUGCAUCGCUAGGGCUGGGAGCAGGCAGAGCGGGACGGGGUGCUGGCAGGCUCUUUGAAACGCCCAAGGCAGCCCCAGCUGCGAAGCGGGAGGCUAGGCUGGAGAAUACCACUGGAAGCUGUCCGGGCAGGGGUGGGCAGAGCACAAGGACCCUGGGUUGAUUAACAAGCCAAGUCCACCGGUCUCCCCGCUCCGCAAAGCACUCUGCAUCUGACGGGGACAGCCGGGUCCAGGAUGUGGCCCUGUUACGCUGGUUCCAGGCGUCUGUUCCCGUCUCAUACUGAUCCCCCUUGGCUAAUGGGACAGGAAGAACAGCCACCAUUUGGUAGGAGGAUAAAUAGCUGGGUACAGACUAGUUCAGACGCCUUUCCCAAGGCUUGAGAGUUCACGGUAUCCCCCUAGCAGAGAUUGGGACCAUCCGGUCACUUCUCUGGCUUCAGGACCCAUCUAAGGGUUUGCUUGGGAGUGGUGCUAAUGCUAAAAAUCCAUUGCCCUUCCCCCAUGCCCAGGCCCUCCUGGGAAUGGAGGGGCAGGAGGCACCUGGCUUCAUGUGUAUUUGGCCACCAGACCCUCCCAACCUUGCAGCCCAGCUUGUAUGCACCCUGGGGAGUCUGCUCCGAGCACCUCACCAUGCAGCGUUGGCUUCCAGCUUCCCCAGUGCACACUGUGGAAGCAACUCCUACUCAUCGAGUUCGGCCGUGUUCCCACUGGUUGCUACAUGGGAGGAGCUCAGUGCAGUGUGACUCUGCUCUCUCUAGUGGCCAGGCCAGCUUGGAAGUGGGGGGCGCUCACCCAGGAAGAUCAGUGGUGGCUCGUUACUCUCCCCAGACGCGUUCAGGAGACGAUCAGAGCAGCUGGGUAGUCUCGGCUUUCCCUACCCCGCCCGCUCCUCUUCUGCCCAAGCUGUGCUCUUAUGCGCAAUCUGCUGCACGUUCUGACCGGGGGGGAGGGAUUGGUCCAAGGUUUGUGCGAUUUACCAGGUUAUGGAUCAGUUUUUAGGAGUAAUGAAAUGGGGGGGCGGGGGUUGGGGGCUGCCCGUAACGUUAAUGCUGCAAACGGGUACCCUAGGCCCAGGGCCGGGUUAGGUGCAGUUUAGACAAGGUGGGGUGAAGCAAAUGUACCCCCGCCCCCGAAUGAGUGGUGAAAGCUUCUGCAGGUUGGGGUAAGGGAAGUGAGCAGGCUGGUGUGUUGCAGAUGGAUGGGCCGUGCAGCGCAGGGCAGAGGAGUUAGAGCAAGGCUUAGCUACCACUUCAUGCUCACAAGGGCUAGGCACCGCAGGGGCCCUCCUUUAGGCUGGAGGGAGACUCACGCAGUGCCCAGCCUUGUGCGGUCUGCCCAGGGUGACAGUGUCCUGGCUGAGUGCGUGCAGGUGCUUGAGGAGGGGUGUGUGCGGGUGAUCAGCAGAGGGGAGGACUAAGUGUGGCAGCAGUUGUUAGAUCCAGGGGCUGGAUCGGCCCGCACAGCUCUGGUGACGUGUGGACUCUACAGCUGGGAUGUAUUUCAGUCUGCUAGGAAACACACUGACCUUGUGCUGAGAAAACAGGCGUGUAGGUGCAGUUUGUUACUGGACUUCGAAGGAAAUAAAGGCUGUGUCCUGCUCUCCUGGGGCCAUGGGAUUUCCACGCCGUGCCCUGUGGCUGGACAAGCGGCCGGGAGCCGGCGCUGUAAUUACAGAUUUGUUUUCCACG
Molecule: messenger RNA, 4560 nt
Organism: Trachemys scripta elegans
Lineage: Eukaryota; Metazoa; Chordata; Testudines; Emydidae
Product: carboxyl-terminal PDZ ligand of neuronal nitric oxide synthase protein-like
Exons: 11
Coding region: 51-1985 (644 amino acids)
Molecular function (GO): nitric-oxide synthase binding
Source: RefSeq, a predicted model, not a curated record